GGUUGACGAUGAUGCAACAGGCGUCCAGAUCUAGGCGCUCUUGCUCGACUUGGUGUUGACCAACUUCUGUGGCUCCUUCCCUUCUUCAUCACCGUCGACACACAACAUCCAACAUGGCUUCCUCAAGCAGCACAGCAACGCCUCUGCUCUACUCAUGCAUUGCAUACAAAAACACGAUUCUCACCGAACACACGACUUCCGCCGCCUCAGCCACGUCUUCAUUGGCAUCGUUGAUCCUUCCCAAGAUCGAUCACUCCACAGCCCAGAAGUUGACCUACACACACGGCGCAAACCACAUCCACUACAUCGCAGAUGCUGCUGCUGCUUCUGCGCCGGCACCCGGCAACGCUCCUGGUCUCACUUACCUCGUCAUCGCCAAGCAGGACCUAGGACGUCGCAUUCCCUUUGGCUACCUCGUCGAGAUCAAGAAGCGGUUCCUACAACAACACCCCAACGCCGAUUUCUCAGAUCUUCCCUCAUACGGUGCUGCCAGCUUCAACUCGGACCUCAAGAAGCUGAUGGUCGAAUACGGAACCACAAAAGCGGGCCAAGACGAUGCCUUCAAGAACGUUCAGGCCGAGAUCGACAACGUCAGAGACAUCAUGAGCAAGAACAUUGAGCAAGUUCUGGAACGAGGCGAAAGAAUUGACCUUCUGGUCGACAAGACCGACCGUUUGGGUGGCUCUGCCCACGACUUCCGUGUGCGAAGCAGAGGCCUCAGAAGGAGAAUGUGGUGGAAGAAUGUCAAGUUGAUGGCACUCUUAGUUCUCGUCAUCAUCUUCCUGGUUUACCUGAUGGUUGGCUUUGGAUGUGGCUUGCCAGGUUGGUCGAGAUGCAUCGGCCACUAAUAUUUCAUACGACUUACGACUUGCCUUCUGCUUACUUUCAUGUCUUUAACUUAGCGAACGGUCUGUACAUAUCUUAUCUGAUUUCUUUCCUCCAUCAUACUCGUUCGAUUUUCCUACUGCCGUUUCAGCUUCGCACGCCACAUUGUUUCAUGCUGCACACGC
Messenger RNA from Aureobasidium subglaciale EXF-2481, 1010 nucleotides. RefSeq lists its product as uncharacterized. The transcript has 2 exons. Gene Ontology annotation, cellular component: membrane. The record is from RefSeq and is a predicted model, not a curated record. The coding region runs from base 114 to 848 and encodes 244 amino acids. Lineage: Eukaryota; Fungi; Ascomycota; Dothideomycetes; Dothideales; Saccotheciaceae. Gene Ontology annotation, biological process: vesicle-mediated transport.